Molecule: messenger RNA, 2322 nt
Organism: Eremothecium gossypii ATCC 10895
Lineage: Eukaryota; Fungi; Ascomycota; Saccharomycetes; Saccharomycetales; Saccharomycetaceae
Gene: VID22
Product: Vid22p
Exons: 1
Coding region: 1-2322 (773 amino acids)
Molecular function (GO): DNA binding
Source: RefSeq, marked provisional
AUGGCGCAGGACACAAGAGGGCACGGGCCGGGCACGGGGCGCGAGCGCGCAGAGUGGAUCGGGAUGCAGGCGCAGGACCCGGAGCAGGUGGCGCACUUCGGGCGGCUGAUUGACCGGCACCUGCCCUGGAUCCCGAUACAUCGGGUGCGCAAGAACCGGUCGUUGUGCUGGACGCACUACCUGUGCCAGGACGGGACGCUGAAGGUGCUGAAGUGCAAGCACUGCGGGGGGCUGAUUGCACACGUGGGGAAGGACCGGUCGUCGACCAGCAGGUUCCGGUCGCACCUGAAACACCACCACCGGAUCGACCCAAACUCGGACUAUUACACGGGCGCGUCGCUGCUGCCAAUAGCAGCGGGCGGGGGUGCGGAGGAGGGCGGCCGGCCAGCGCGGGAGCGGCGGACGGUGCUGCGGACGGAGCUGCUGCUGGGGAUCAUCACAGCGGCGCAGGACCUGCGCGCGGAGUUCUUCGAGAACAGCGUGGUGAAGGAGCUGCUGGCGCGGCUGUCGGCCUUCGAGACGCUGGACCUGCCGGCGGCGAUUGCGCAGACAGCGCGGGACAUCGACGAAAUUGUGCUGCGCACGGUGCGGUUCAACGAGCGGCACGAGGGCGCGCGCUUCGAGGUGCGGCCGGGGACGCCGGCGUACGCGCUGAAGCUAGAGGUUGCGGAGCGCGUGCACGUGCUGUCGCAGGUGACCUUCUUUGCGCUGUCGUUCCGCCGCUGGGCUGCGACCGGGAUCUGGACGUGGUUCCUGAACUUCUACGACCCCAACGAGGGCCGGCAGUACUCGCUUGUGGUUGACGCGGGCGCGUCGUCCGGCGCCGGUGGCGCGCCGCCAGAGGAGCACACGGUACAGCUGCAGUACCCCGGGGUGGGGCGCUACAUUGUGAGCUACAUGGCGACUGGGGAGGAGGCGCCCGAGUCGUGGAACCCCUGCAUCGUUGCGGAGCUGCAGCGGAGCUUUGCGCUGCUUUUUGGGGAGCCCCUUGGGCCGUCACCGGACUUCGUAAUGUCCGUGGAGCACGUGGAGUUGUCGAACCCUCUCCUGCGCCAGGUUCUGGAUUUCUCACAGAGUUCGCAGGACGUGUGGCGUUCCAGCCUGUCGAAGUUUGACCUGUCGAACUACUCGACGGUUACCGAGACAAUAACUUCCCUACUGAAGUUACGCCCGCUGCUGGAUAUACUGGAGCCCAUUCCAUUUACCCCUGCUAACUACCUUGACAUGGUGCACUUCACGAAUGUAAGCCAGGGAUUCAACCGAGCGUUUCAGUUCUUUACUUCUGCACCAGAUCAGACGUGGAUUUUCAGCUUACUAACAGUGAUGGCGCUGUCGGAACAUCUUGCUCAAACAUUGGAGGAAAUGGGCAGCCGGAGCAUGUUCAGCAACCACCUAGAGGACUGCGUUUCGUCGAUCUCAAAACUACGACGCCGCCUAAUGGGGCGCGAUCUGUAUGUCCUGGCGUCAUUCUUGGUCCCGACCACUUUGUUCGAUGAUCAGCUGCUAGCCACUGUUUUUGGCACGGAAUCACUUCCUAAGAUUAUCAAUAGCGUGGUCGACAUGGUUUACCAUAUCCUCAAGGACUAUUUCGACGCGCCGGUCCUUUCCACUGACACAGAAAACACAGAAUUGGACACAUCUGCAUACCGAUCUACUGUGGCUGUAGCGAGCGAUCAGGAGGAAGCUGCCAGUAGCUGCAGAGCUAGCAUCACCGCAAUUGUGGGUGAUUCCAGCCUGGGCGCCGCAAAUGGGAAGGCCCAAUCCAAUGCACCCCUUACAGGCAUUUCUGGAGAGCUUGAGGAAGUUAUCAAGGACGUUAUCAGGGGCGAUCUAUAUGCCUACUUGAACGUUGUCAACGACGUUGUGCCCUCGUGGUUCCAGGUCCAUUGUUCGACGAUGGGCAUCAGCAAAAGCACCGAUGAGGAAGACCGAGGCCAGUAUAAGCGGAACGAUACCCCGCUUUCGCCCCUCGAUGUAUUCCUGGACAUCCACGUCCCGGUCGCGAAGCGGUUCCACUCCGAGAAGUGGAAUGCGUUACGACCCGUGAUCCGUUUCCUACUGAAGUACGUGAACUCGCAGCCGAGUGCCACCAUGAACUCGGCCGCAUCCUUCAUGGCCACAUACAGACCCAUCGCUGAGAACAGCAUGCUACGUGAGGUGCUCAAGGUCAAGUCGAUGGACAGGCAGUUCGACUCAACCAAGAUCGACUUUGACCACGACAGUUUACCACUGGUCUGCAAAUAUGCUAGCCGGACACAGUCCCCCGCGGGGGAGCCGUCAGGCAGCCCAGCAGAGUCGUCCUCGGAGAGCGGGGCAUUGUAA